This is a messenger RNA of Scatophagus argus, 4111 nucleotides long. RefSeq names its product matrix metalloproteinase-16-like. The record is from RefSeq and is a predicted model, not a curated record. Lineage: Eukaryota; Metazoa; Chordata; Actinopteri; Scatophagidae. Gene Ontology annotation, cellular component: extracellular matrix. Gene Ontology annotation, molecular function: metalloendopeptidase activity; zinc ion binding. The coding region runs from base 406 to 2244 and encodes 612 amino acids. The transcript has 11 exons. Gene Ontology annotation, biological process: collagen catabolic process; proteolysis; skeletal system development.
CAUGCGCGUUGAGUGGGAAACGACGAUUGAAAACGGGCAGCUAUGCCGCGCGGUGCGGAAAACGAGCUGGAAGCGUCCGCUUGGAACAACGGCCGGUGUAGCGGAGGACUCACCCGGGGACUGCAGGACCGGGAGGCUGCUGACAGGCGUUAACAGCGAGUCUCUCUGCCCCCGGGGGACAACCUCCUCCUGAAGCCGCGGCUAAAGCAGCGGUCGACGAGCCCGCUCCUUCUCCCCCGUUUCUCCCCUCCGCGCUCCUCUGCUUGUCGGCACCGCGAGAGAGACAGCGAGGCGCCCGCGAUGCUGCCGCUAAACGUCUAGGAUUCAGCCGCGUUGUCCGCUUGCUUGUACCCGACUGUAAAUAAAAGUGCUCAGAGACGUUAGGCGACCGCAGCGGGGUUCACUAUGGUUUCACUGGCGCUCCGCAGCAGGAGAUGUCUCAGUAGCUGCUGUAUGGGGACGUUAUGCUUGCAGUUGUUGCUGUGGAUUUUAUGUGCCGUGAACGGAGAGGAGCAGCCGUUCAGUGUGGAGGCAUGGCUCCAGAGGUAUGGUUACCUGCCCGCUGCAGACCCCAGAAUGUCAGUGCUGCGUUCGGCUCGAGUCAUGCAGUCCGCUAUCGCUGCCAUGCAGCGCCGCUACGGUCUCAAUGUCACAGGGACUCUGGACAGCAACACUAUAGAGGAUGACACGAUAAGGUGGAUGAAGAAGCCCAGGUGUGGCGUUCCUGACCAGAUAGGAGGUGCAACCAAAUUCAACGUCAGAAAACGGCGGUAUGCCCUCACGGGACAGAAGUGGCACCACAAACAUAUCACAUACAGCAUAAAGAACGUGACACCCAAAGUGGGUGCCGAGGAGACCCACGAUGCCAUUCGGCGAGCCUUCGACGUUUGGCAGAACGUGACGCCGCUGCGCUUUGAGGCUGUGCCCUACAGCGAGCUGGAGAGGACCAAGAAGGACGUGGACAUCACCAUCAUCUUCGCCUCAGGUUUCCAUGGCGACAGCUCGCCCUUUGACGGCGAGGGAGGCUUCCUGGCGCACGCCUACUUUCCAGGGCCGGGAAUAGGAGGCGACACACACUUUGACUCUGAUGAGCCGUGGACGCUGGGCAACCCCAACCAUGACGGUAACGAUUUGUUCCUGGUGGCGGUCCACGAGCUCGGCCACGCGCUGGGCCUCGAACACUCCAACGACCCCACGGCCAUCAUGGCUCCUUUCUACCAGUACAUGGACACCGACAACUUCAAGCUGCCCAUGGACGACCUGCUGGGCAUCCAGAAGAUUUACGGGCCUCCUGAUAAGAUUCCCCAGCCCACCAAGCCUUUGCCGACGGCGCCGCCUCCCCGCUCCCAUCCUCCUUCAGACCCUCGCAAGCCAGACAGGCAGACACGACCUCCGAGGCUGCCGCCGGGAGACAGACCGUCCCACCCCAACACGAAGCCCAACAUCUGCGAUGGAGGCUUCAACACCCUGGCCAUACUGAGGAGAGAGAUGUUUGUCUUCAAGGACCACUGGUUUUGGCGGGUGAGAGAUAACGCUGUGAUGCCAGGAUACCCCAUGCUCAUCAGUGUUUUCUGGAGGGGCCUGCCGCCUAAGAUUGACGCCGUGUACGAGAACAGCGAGGGCAAGUUUGUCUUCUUCAAAGGGAAGCAGUUCUGGGUGUUUAAGGACACGGUGUUGCAGUCCGGAUACCCCAAGGACAUCACCCAGUUCGGACACGGGAUGCCGGCCCAGAGCAUCGAGACCGCCGUGUGGUGGGAGGAUGUGGCCAAGACGUACUUCUUUAAAGGCGACAGGUACUGGCGCUACAAUGAGGAAAUGAGAACCAUGGACCCCGGCUAUCCCAAGCCCAUCACAGUGUGGAGAGGUGUGCCCGAUUCGCCACAGGGGGCCUUCGUCGACAAAGCCAAUGGUUUCACCUACUUCUACAAGGGGAAGGAGUACUGGAAGUUCAACAACCAGUUCCUCCGCGUGGAGCCGGGCUACCCGCGGUCCAUCCUCAAGGACUUCAUGGGCUGCGAGCUGAGGCCCAUCGACCCCGCCCGGCCCCCGGCGGAUGACGGCAACUCGGACGUGGUGAUCGAGCUCGACAACGAGGCGAACACGGUGAAGGCCAUCGCCAUCGUCAUCCCCUGCGUGCUGGCGCUGUGCCUGCUGGUGCUGAUCUACACUGUGGUGCAGUUUAAGAGGAAGGGGACGCCACGCCACAUACUGUACUGCAAACGCUCCAUGCAGGAAUGGGUCUGAAACGCCGCAGGGAGGUGAGAAGGUGGGGUGGCGGAAGAGGGCCCCUCGCUUUCACAGAGGAGGACGGUGGACUUUGGACAUCUUCAGCGGAAACGCACAGCCACGCCUCCUCCUUUUGGGUGAUCUGAUACCUUCGUUCAGACCCACGGAAACAGCCAGACGGCCUGUCGGCGACCCCGGGACUUCGAGUUGACUCUGCUAACCCCCAGCCUUUUUAACAAACAGGGGAGCCGCGGGACAGUUUGUGGGGGAUCUUUGCCUGAAACGGCCUUCGGUCCCAGUCAAACACAAAACGGAGGGUCGGCUUUGUAUCUCAGAAACUUCACUUCCUGUCCCAUUCCUCUUUUCUUUCUUUGCCCGACUGCUCUUGAUCAGAAGGAGGACUUUCAGGGGGACACGGACUCUUUCCACAGGGCACUUCGCGUCAUCUGUCAUAUCAGGUUAUUGAUUAAACAACAGUUUUAUAUUUUCUGAUCUUGGUGCCUCCCCUCCCCCCCGCUUCAUACUGCGCUCAAAAGAUAAAUACAAGUUAAUCACGUUACCGUUUUCUGUUCGUAUUUCCUCUGAUGUUUUUAUUUUCAUCGAGAAAGGAGGUCCUCACUGUUCCCUUUAACGUGCUCCAGAGGGAGAGACCAAACUAAACCAAAUAAAAAUCAAUUUCUCCCCAAAGAGGAUCGCUUUUUUUCCUUUGGCUUUCUUCUCUUUUUCUGUUCUCAUUUCAGUUCAUCCUUUCUUCUCUGGAAUCGGGAAGCUCUGACUGUUGUGGCAGUCUGUUUGAGACACAGGGGCCAAAUUAUUCUGCAAUAUUUUAACUCGCCUUAAUUAUAGAUCAUAUGACUUGUGCUUGGUUUUGCUGUUCUUUGAGUUUUUUUUUAAAUUUGUAUACCGCUUUUGUUUUUGUUUGUUUGUUUGUAACAGAAGCUAACUGUGAGCUUCCUGUGAUAUGUUUAAUUACGUUACCCAGAAUUCUCAGCACUGGAUUGCUGAGGUGUUCUGGACAGAGCAUACAGUAGAGUCAGCCUGUACUGAGGAUAAUGUAUAGUAUUGUAAAAGGAUGUCGGAAGGUUCUGGAGUUAAGCCACUAUUUUUGUGUGUUCAGCUAUUUGUUGCGUUUAUCAUGUCCACAUGGCAGAAUUCAGGCUAACUAUGAGCCUGAGGGUCUUGGGUUUGGGUUUGCUGAUGUUAUGUUUUUUGUCCUUGGCCCAUAUUGCCCUCAGUUUAAAGAAGUGCUUCUUCUGUUUGGUUAUUUGUGAAUGAACAGACCGUUUUAGUUUUGUUGUUUUUACAGAAUCCUGUUGACUGCCUUGUUUGAGAGAGCUCACAGUUCCCAGAAUGAUCCGGUCUCUUAACUGAGGACCCACAAAGUGAGACACCAAAUCCAGAUCAGUGCCUGUGUCAACGUGCAUGCAAGCAUUUACACGCUGUACAUCCAACCGGUUCUGCUCAACGUGGCUUUGGAGCCCCUCAAAAGCUGAGGAAGAAGUUUACUCUUCAAAAUAAUGUUUGCUUUUAUUUUAUUUUGUUUUUUUUACAUUUUAUGUGUACCCCAAGCCCUCCUCCCCGUUACCUCCAGGUACAAUUAAAGUGGUACAUUUGGGAAAUUUUUGGGAGAUCUGAUGGGUGAUUAGCAAGUCAAAUUGGCCUCAACAAACCGACCAACCGUUAGCAAACAUGUAGUGUCCUCGCUGUGAAGGCGAGCGUCUUUGAAUGUGUGUCUGUUUUCUUGAUCACAUACUGGUUCUUUCUUUUCUUUCCUGUUUUCUGGUCAGAACAAAUUUGAAAAAUCUCACCAUGACUUCUUUGUGUAAUACUUUGGGACAACGGGGAAACAUGUCCUGACAGAAUGAAUAAAUUGAUCAAUACAUGA